CCUUUAAACGUGCUUCUGCCGUGUACAAAAAGAAGCAUAAUAAACCACCGGUUAUCGUUUACGAUAAUAUUAGCCGAUUGGUUCACAAAAAUUCGGAAAUCCUAGAUAUCCUUCAAGAUGAUGCAAAAGAUAAUGCCGAUGACAGAAAGUACAUCGCUGUAUUUGUCAGCAGUGAAGGUUCGGUGCCUAGAAGAAUGGAAUCACGUAGUGCCUGGUCACGAGCAGAUAAACCGGUGAUAGAAAUUGGCGAUCUCAGUGAAAAGGAAUCAAUAGAUUAUCUGGUCAACAAGCGCAAGAUCGUAGAAGAAGAAGCAAAAAAAUUAUAUGAAUUGGUUGGUGGGCGCAUUGUAGAUCUAAAGUCUGUGGCGAAUAAAUUUCUAGCAGGACAAUCUUUCAAAGUCAUUAAACAGCAAAUAUUAACUGAA
Messenger RNA from Ambispora gerdemannii, 425 nucleotides. The record is from the annotation of a GenBank genome assembly. Lineage: Eukaryota; Fungi; Glomeromycota; Glomeromycetes; Archaeosporales; Ambisporaceae.